This is a messenger RNA of Coccidioides immitis RS, 1013 nucleotides long. RefSeq lists its product as uncharacterized. The record is from RefSeq and is a predicted model, not a curated record. The transcript has 2 exons. Lineage: Eukaryota; Fungi; Ascomycota; Eurotiomycetes; Onygenales; Onygenaceae. Bases 129 to 968 code for a protein of 279 amino acids.
GUCUGGUCCAUAUGUUUGGCACAGCAUAUAGAUAUUAGAUUAUACCCUAAGUCAAAUAUAUCCUUCUUUGUAUUCGAGCAGCUGAGCCGGGCCACCUUGAGAAGAACACUGCGAACGAAUCCCAAAGCAUGCCGCAAUCAAAAUUCUUAGAGCUUCCGCUUGAGCUUCGAGAGAAGAUCUAUGACUGCCUCCUCUAUAGCGGAUCAUCGUCAGAUCCAACAGCAGUCUAUCCUGUGCUCUAUCCAACCAUCAAACAGAAACCUGUCUCGGCUCGGACCAGCUGUGCUGCCCUAGCCUGCGCAAAUAAACAGAUCAACCAGGAGUUGUCCGAAUACAUAGAAUUCUGCCAAAGAACGCUCAAGGCGCUGCGCUAUGAGGGUAGCUUGAUCCUCAGAAAUGAAACAGAAUACUUUUUCUCCUGGACACAUCUGCCCAUCCGAGCCAAGCACAUACAGGUCUUGACUAUAUCCUUGAGCAUCCGGGGCGCGCGAAAUGGACUAUCCGGGUUUCGCGGCGAUGGAUUCGGCGCUCCGGCCACGGUUUCCAAAAUCCAUCGUCUAAUAUUUUCAAUUCUACAGUGUGGACCACGGCUUUCAAGUGAUCUUGCGGCACCGCUAACCGUGGGGAGGAUGGACCUGAACAUCUUGACGCCUCAACCUCCAUUUCCUGAGGGAUACGCGCUCUUGCCCGUCGAGAGCUUUCGGGACCUACGCGGCUUUAGUCAGGGGAUAAUCCAUCCGCGAACCGUGGCGGAUGAGAUUGCAGUGUAUACAUCCUGGGAGCUGGAGCAUACGGCGGAUGGUUCAUGGCUCCCGGAAGGAUUAUCUGACAGGUUGGGGUGGUUAAGGAUUCUUGUGGAUGGGGAGCCGGUGUAUGGCUGUGACCUCGUAAGGCUGUGGGCAGAGAUGCGUAGCAGAAAUUGGGCAACAGCGAGAAAUAUUAAUACGAUGAAGAGGGAUAUAUCCUGAAUUAAAGGAAAUUAGGUAGCUCCCUCUAAUGAUCUCUCCCAUGUC